AUGGCUAGUUUGUUUUUAUUGACUUUGGCUACUGUAGAAAAAGCAAAGUCCGGUCAAGGAUUUAACAACUGUUUAACUUAUGCAAAAAAUGAUAGUGCUUCUUAUGAUUUAUUAUUAAAAUUUCCUUUCAAUAGUUUUAGUAGUUCGGAUAGUUCAGUAAUAUAUCUUUGCUGUAAUGUCGCAAAAUGUUUAGCGUGUUCGGCUAAUGAUACUUAUAGUUUUCAUUGCCGAAAUUUUUUAGAAAGAAUUCAGUGUGGGGUGAGGGAAAGUUUUUUGACUCCUUGUGGAGGAAUUAUUGGAGAUAAGCAAAUUACAGCUAAUAUCAGUAUUGGUCUUAAUGAGGAUAUUAUUGGGAAGUUUAACUUUUGUAAAUUUUAUAAUUCUUCUGAUAUAAUUAAUUAUAUUUCCAAUGUUGCUCCAUUUGGUAUAGAGGAAGGUUAUGCUUCUUAUCCUUGUCCCUCACAAGUUACUUGUUCAGUUGACAAAAAUCCUCUUUUGGCUACCGUUAGUAGUUCCAGUUUAAUUAGUUCCCCCACUUCUUCUCAGUUAACUCCUAAUCCUGUUAAUGACCUAAAUUUAACUAAAAUAUUUGUUCCAGUCGGAGGAGUGACAUUUGGAGUUAUUGUUAUUGGUGGGACAAUUUAUGUAACAAUUAGCAAGAGAAUUCUAGGUAAAAUUCUUGAUGUUGACAUUAGCGACUUGGACUUGGAGAAAAUAAAUACUAAAAUAAACGAAUUGGAUCAACACCGUAAUGUCGGAAAAAACUUCCUAAAAAAGGUAGUUUGGAAUUAUUCGAAUGCCCAAAAGAUUUACAAUGAAUUGGUCGAGCGAAAAAACCAACUAACAACUGCUUAUGACAAUUUAACAACUGCUUAUGACAAUGCUAAUAUUGACUUAGCUGCAACCGACUUAACUAUUCAGUUAGUAACAAAGGCUUUAGAGCAUUUACAGCCUUUUUAUGAUGCUGCCCAAAAUCAAGAUAAUAGCCCUAACAAAAUUGCUUGA
This is a messenger RNA of Funneliformis geosporum, 1005 nucleotides long. Lineage: Eukaryota; Fungi; Glomeromycota; Glomeromycetes; Glomerales; Glomeraceae. The record is from the annotation of a GenBank genome assembly.